Molecule: messenger RNA, 2522 nt
Organism: Cynoglossus semilaevis (tongue sole)
Lineage: Eukaryota; Metazoa; Chordata; Actinopteri; Pleuronectiformes; Cynoglossidae
Product: sodium-dependent neutral amino acid transporter B(0)AT1
Exons: 12
Coding region: 1-1908 (635 amino acids)
Biological process (GO): neutral amino acid transport; sodium ion transmembrane transport; nitrogen compound transport
Cellular component (GO): brush border membrane; apical plasma membrane; plasma membrane
Molecular function (GO): neutral L-amino acid transmembrane transporter activity
Source: RefSeq, a predicted model, not a curated record
AUGAGACUGAAAAUACCAAAUCCUGGGCUGGAUGAUCGUAUUCCUUCUCACAAGGACCUGGAGAGGAUGGAAAAGGAGGAAGCCGGAGACAGACCCAAGUGGGACAACAAAGCCCAGUAUUUGCUCACCUGCGUUGGCUUCUGUGUGGGACUUGGUAAUGUCUGGAGGUUCCCUUACCUCUGUCAAAGUCACGGAGGAGGAGCGUUUAUGAUCCCAUUUCUGAUUCUCCUGGUCCUGGAGGGCAUCCCUUUGCUGCACCUGGAAUUCGCCAUCGGUCAGCGUCUGAGGAAAGGCAGCGUGGGAGUUUGGAGAUCGAUCAACCCCUGUCUGACUGGAGUCGGUGUGGCGUCCUUGAUAGUGUCAUUCUUGGUGGGUAUGUACUACAACACCAUCAUGGCCUGGAUCAUGUGGUAUCUCUUCAACUCAUUUCAAGACCCUCUGCCGUGGAGCCAGUGUCCUCUGAACGACAACAAGACAGGUUUGAUAGAUGAGUGCGCUCGCAGCAGCACCACCGACUACUUUUGGUACAGGGAGACCCUGAACACGUCCACGGCCAUCGACGAGUCCGGGGGCUUGCAGUGGUGGAUGGUGUUGGCCCUGGUUUCUGCCUGGAGUCUGCUCUACGUCUGCUGCAUAAGGGGGAUCGAGACCUCGGGCAAGGCCGUGUACAUCACCUCCACGCUGCCGUAUGUGGUCCUCACCAUCUUCCUCAUCAGAGGACUGACGCUCAAAGGCUCUUUUGAGGGAAUAAAGUUUCUCUUCACCCCAGAUGUGAAUGAGUUAAUGAAUCCGUCCACAUGGUUGGACGCUGGUGCCCAGGUUUUCUACUCCUUUUCUCUGGCGUUUGGAGGUUUGAUCUCCUUCUCCAGUUACAACUCUGUUCACAACAACUGCGAGCAGGACGCUGUCCUUAUUUCCAUCAUCAACGGCUGCACCUCGGUUUACUCCGCGACGGUUAUCUACUCCAUCAUCGGCUUUAGGGCCACGCAAAACUUUGAUGACUGCGUGGACAGCAACAUCUUAAAGCUGAUGAACGCCUUCAACUACCCCGAAAACAACAUCACCGGGAGCAACUACGACGAGGUGUUAGCCCUACACAACCGAACGAACCCAGAAGUCAUUCAGGAAUUGAACCUGGAGACCUGUGACAUACAGUUUUUCCUCAGUCAGGGCGUGGAGGGAACGGGUUUGGCCUUCAUCGUGUUCACCGAGGCAAUCAUCAAGAUGCCUUUCUCCCCUCUCUGGGCUGUCCUCUUCUUCAUCAUGCUCUUCUGCCUCGGCCUGUCCACCAUGUUCGGCAACAUCGAGGGAGUGGUGGUCCCCCUGCAGGACCUUCGGUUAUUGCCCCGCACUUGGCCCAAAGAGGUUUUCUGCGGUCUGACCUGUUUCAUUUCCUGUGGUUUUGGCCUGAUAUUUGCCCAGCGCUCUGGCAACUACUGGCUGGCUCUUUUCGACAACUUUGCCGGAUCUAUUCCCCUUCUUGUUAUUGGAUUCAGCGAGAUGAUUGCCGUCGUCUACAUCUACGGGAUAGACAGGUUUAACAAGGACAUCGAGUUUAUGAUUGGCCACAAACCCAAUAUAUUCUGGCAGGUGACGUGGAGGUUUAUCAGUCCGCUCAUUAUGAUCUUUAUCCUCAUCUUUUACUUUGUUACUCAAGUCACCAAAAGCUUGACCUAUUUAGUCUGGGACCAGGAAGCGGAGAACUUCCCAACCCUGGACCCACGUCCUUUUCCCUCCUGGAUCUACGCCAUCAUCUUCAUUCUGGCCGGGGUUCCAAGUUUAAUGAUUCCUCUGUAUGCUAUCUUUAAGUUUAUUCAUAGAAAUUGCUGCAAGAAAAGGGACUACCGCGACAGCGAUGUGGAAACCAUCUCCGCCGACGUACAAAUGAAUGGAAAAAUCAAAUUUUAAAUUUAAAUUAUUAUUUUUUUUCCAUAUGCAAAACUGCUUAUUGUCUAUUUCUACACCUAGAAUCUGCAAAAUGAUAACGGAGCACAUCGCUGAUUACUGAUAGGACAAAAGAAGAAAAUCAAAUGAAAUUUUAUUGAAAUUGUUUUUCUAAGAAGUAUACAUAUAUACUGUAUAUAUACAUAUACACAGAGACACAUAAAUAUAUGUACGCACAUAUGUAUAUGUAUAGAUAUAUGCAUAUACAUACAUAAUAUACCAUAAAUAUACUUUAGUUUAUACAUAUACUUUGAAGUAUAUUUUGUAUUUUUUUCGCGAGUUGCAGGGAAUGAGUCAGAAAAACGUCUGACGUCGCUCUUGUUUUAUAGACUGCGUGUUUGCGUACAGAACACUGAAAUGCAUGGAAACAGCUGUCCUUUCAUACAUAAAAAAAAAAAAAAAAUACUAUAAGCAGCAAAUAUAAAGUUACCAUCAUGUACAGCCAGGUUUACUGUUUCCAUUACUGUUAAUGUUUAGCUUGUACAAUGUGUAAAAAAAAGUAAAAAAAGUACUUGUUUUGUUAUAUUUGUAAAAUAUAUAUAUAUAUAAAUAUAUGCCUUGAUGUUUGAUAAAAAAAA